This is a messenger RNA of Agrilus planipennis (emerald ash borer), 2365 nucleotides long. Its product is annotated as glucose dehydrogenase [FAD, quinone]. The record is from RefSeq and is a predicted model, not a curated record. Lineage: Eukaryota; Metazoa; Arthropoda; Insecta; Coleoptera; Buprestidae. Bases 107 to 1984 code for a protein of 625 amino acids. The transcript has 9 exons. Gene Ontology annotation, molecular function: oxidoreductase activity, acting on CH-OH group of donors; flavin adenine dinucleotide binding.
UCCAGUUCGUGACUGUAUCGAACGGGUUGAGUUACGUAAACUCUGUAGAGAGGUUACACUUUUCAUCCGUGGCAAAAGUGACAAAAGAAGAUCGUGUUUAAAAUACAUGCCAUUGUCCUGCGACUGUCCCGCGACAAGACCGGGGCCCACCUUAGCGUCCACGUGUGGUGGGACUCCCUUCAUGCUAUUCAUGGGUCUCCUCGAGGUGUUCCUGCGUUCCCAAUGCGACAUAGAAGACCCCUGCGGUAGACCCAAGUCGGCCAGUCCGUAUCCAGAGUACGAUUUUAUCGUCAUAGGCAGCGGCUCGGCAGGAUCCGUGGUUGCAGGACGAUUGUCCGAAAUACCCGAGUGGAACGUUCUACUAAUAGAAGCUGGCCAGGACGAACCCACAGGAGCGCAGGUGCCGUCCAUGUUCUUGAACUAUUUGGGAACAGAAUUGGACUGGAUGUACUUUACAGAACCGGAAAAGGAAGCUUGUUUGAACGAAAACGAACAAAGGUGUUAUUGGCCCAGGGGCAAGGUUCUUGGUGGUACUUCGGUCAUAAACGGUAUGAUGUACAUAAGGGGUUCUAGACACGACUACGACAACUGGGCGUCCCUGGGAUGUGACGGUUGGAGUUACAACGAUGUGCUGCCGUUCUUCCUGAAAAGCGAGGACAACAAACAACUUGACCUGGUGGAUCGAGGAUACCAUGCGGAAGGAGGUCCAGUUGUUAUCUCCCAGUUCCCGUAUCAUCCGCCCCUGUCACGAGCCCUCGUAGAAGCCGGUGGUGAACUAGGCUAUCCAAACAGAGACCUAAAUGGACAGUACCACACGGGCUUUGCAAUCACCCAAUCGACCAAUAUAAACGGCACCAGACAAAGUACCGCUAAAGCUUUCAUUCGACCAUACAAAAGCAGGAACAAUCUCCAUAUUUUGCUGAACUCUACCGUCACCAGGAUUCUCAUUAAUAAACGCAGUAAGUCGGCGUACGGCGUCGAAGUGGUCAGCGAAGGAAAAAAACAAUCGAUAUUUGCCACAAAAGAGGUCAUUCUAUCUGGAGGAGCAGUGAAUUCUCCACAACUCUUACUCCUUUCUGGCAUUGGACCGCGAGAAGAUUUGGAACAAGUUGGAGUCCCACUGGUUCACCAUUUGCCUGGCGUUGGUAGGAACUUGCAAAAUCACGUCGCCCACUUCCUGACGUUCAACAUAAACGACACCAAUACGACCCCCUUGAAUUGGGCCACUGCUAUGGAAUAUCUGCUCUUCAGGGACGGACUCAUGAGCGGCACCGGUAUUUCUGCGGUAACUGGAUUCGUGAAUACUCGAUACGUCGAUCCAGAAGAAGACAAUCCCGAUAUCCAGUUAUUUUUUGCCGGGUUCCUGGCCGACUGUGCGAGAACGGGACAAAUUGGCGAGAGGAUAAACAACGGAUCCCGGCAAAUACAAAUCAUCCCAGUUGUCUUACGACCCAAGAGUCGAGGAUGCAUAAAACUGAACACCUCAGACCCCCUGGACCAUCCCUUGAUAUUUGCCGGAUACUUCACGCAGCCCGACGACAUGAAGGUGCUGCUGGAUGGAAUAAGAAUCGCGCUAAAGUUUCAGGACACAAAAGCAAUGAAGAGAUACGGGCUUCAAUUGGACAGGACUCCCGUCCAAGGAUGCGAGAAUUUACCCUUUGGUUCCGACGAAUACUGGACAUGCGCUGCCAAAAGGCAAACUGCGCCCGAAAACCACCAAGCUGGAAGUUGUAGAAUGGGCAUCGCCUCAGACCCUUACGCCGUCGUUGACACCGAAUUAAAGGUCCAUGGUAUAGAUCGGCUGAGGGUGAUAGACACGAGCAUCAUGCCCGUCCUAACAUCUGGGAAUACCCACGCGCCUGCCAUGAUGAUAGGAGAAAAAGGAAGUGACAUGGUGAAGCAAAGGUGGUUGACUUCUGAAGAGGGGUUCUUCUACAACGACCAUCCAAGCCAAAGAUUAGGACGGCACUGGGGUUCAUGGUAACAGGCGCAGACAGCGUUAGCGUAAUGUAGUAACAAAUGAAGGCUGCUACCGCCAACUGGAUUAUUAGCGCACAUUACUUCCUACACACCGCUUUUAGUUUUAUUGCAAACCCAUGUAAACCUUUUAUCGGAACGAUAUUAUUUAUGCCUGUUGUUACCGAUCGAAACACCAUCUUACCGAACGAAUACCAAAGACAUGUAUCUAAUAAUACUAACACGUAACGGAAGUUACCAAAAAAAAAAAAAAUUGGUGAACUUUUGGACACUUGUACCUAACUUUAGUGAUUGCCAAAUGUUUGUGUCCGGUCUAGACCACCUACGUCGUGUUACCAGUUUAGUACCUAUAGAAUAUAAUAGGAGUAUAUUUUUAUAAUACCUGUUG